Fopius arisanus is the source of this 552-nucleotide messenger RNA. Its product is annotated as UPF0545 protein C22orf39 homolog. The transcript is spliced from 3 exons. Bases 22 to 507 code for a protein of 161 amino acids. The record is from RefSeq and is a predicted model, not a curated record. Lineage: Eukaryota; Metazoa; Arthropoda; Insecta; Hymenoptera; Braconidae.
AAUAGAGAAAUAAAUAAAAAAAUGAGCGAAACACCUGGAGAAAAUACGGGACCCGAGGGUAAUCAGAAAAAUGACGAACCUGAGGAGAAGAUUUGGCCGCACGAGUGGAUGCUGAGACCCUGUGAUAUGUAUUAUUCGGAGUACAGAGUCUGCAAUUCCAUCAGGGGGAAGUUCAAUCAGAUCUUCGUCGAGGGGGAGGUCGCCGAUUGCACCCAGUGGAAAGUCGACUACGAGAAAUGCAUCCAGUGGAAGAAAUCCGGGGAUCAACAGUCUUAUGAGGAUCUCGUGGCCAGUGAAAAAGUCCGGAGAUUAAACAGAUUGAAAGGUCAUUAUGCAAAUGACGUCUGGACGAAGAGACAAGCACCCCCGGAGGAUUGGGAUGCACCACUUCCAGAUUGGCUGGCAAAACGCGACGCGAAAACUUUUCUCGCGGGAAAACAAAAUGAGAUCAACACCACUGGAGACAAAGAAUUUGAAUUAUAUAUACCAUCAUGUACAAUACUUUAGAGUUGAAUAACAUUAUUACUGCCUUAUCCGCUGAAUUUUCAAUGA